AUGGCGUCCAAACAAGUCAGUUUCACCACGGCCUCGCGGUCCGCCGAAUCAUACACGAGUCUUCGCGAAAAGCUUCGGUCCAUGAGGAGCCAAUCGGCGCGCUCGUCCGCGGCGCCAUGGACUCGGAAACACGCGCCGAAGAAGGCCGAAGAGCCGACGACCGCCUUCGUCCUUGACGACCAUCCGCAGGAGUUACAAGCGGGCGCGCAGAGUUUCUGGAGAGAGGACUUCUUCCAAGACGCGUGCGUGAUCGUGGAGGACAAGAGCUUCCUGGUGCACAGGUUAGUCCUGGCGUCAUACAGCGCCUACUUCCGCAAUAUCUUCAUGGUGGACCAAGAGGCGAACGAAGACGGUAUGUUCGAAAUCACCCUGUCUGGCGUCCAGGCCAAAGUGGCGGAUAACGUCAUCCAGUCCAUGUACACAUCCAGACUCAACCUCAGCAGCACGAACGUGUUUGACGUGCUGGAGCUGGCGGAUGGGCUGAAGUACACAGUAGCCGUGCAGGCCUGCACCAAGUACUUAAGGGACAACCUCAACCUGGAGAACUGUCUGAGGACCAUGUCCUUGGCGAUCAGUUACCACCUGGACGACUUGAAGGAAGAUUCGGGAAAGUUUGCUGCGGACAGGUUUGAGGAGGUUAAGAACACGGCAGGCUUCAUAGCUCUAGAGUGGUACACACUGCGUGAUUUCAUCGCCAGAGACGACUUGCGAGUCACGCGAGAACUGCAGGUGUUCCAGGCGGUGGUGUCCUGGCUACAGAAGGACCGGGCCAAACGAGAGAAAUGGGCGGUACGUCUGAUGGAGAACGUCCGUUUCCCCCUCAUGACACCCAACGAGGUGGUGGACAAUGUGGAGUCCGUGGGUUUUCUGAUGUCCGCCCCCGAGUUCCAGGAGUUGGUGAAGGAGGCCACGCACUACCACCUGACGCCCUUACGGCAGAGCAUCCUCCAGUCGCCGAGGACAAACCCGCGGUCGUCCGUUCGUCUGCCCGCGGUCCUCGGCAUCGGCGGUACCGGGAAGAACGGCGGGGUCAUCACGUGUUUCAGUCCGGCGAGCGGCGAGUGGAGAACUUUCACCAAGAUGGAAACAGUCGCAAGACAUCACCACGCAGUUGCUGUCCUGGGAGGUUUUGUGUACAUCGUUGGUGGAGAGGAGUUGGGGAAAAGCAAGUCUGUCCUGUCUACAGCGUGUCGGUACGACCCGCGAACCGGGGAAUGGUUGACGGUGGCCAGCAUGAACAAGUGCCGACAGAGCUUCCAGCUAGGUGUGCUGGACGACUUCCUGUACGCAGUAGGUGGGCGGGUGACUAACCAGGAGAGCCUGUCAGACGUGGAGCGGUACAACCCUCAGGUGGACCAAUGGGAGGACGUGGCUCCCAUCAGCACCCCGCGGAGACAGGUUGCCGUGGCAACGCACAACCGUCGUCUGUACGCCAUGGGCGGGUCAGGUCACAACAGAAUCUCCAACAAGUUGGAACGUUACAACCCCCUCACCAACCACUGGGAGCAGAAGCGCCCCCUGCUCACCAACCGCUUCUCGGCGUCACUGCAGCCGGUGGGGGGCCGGCUGUACCUGGUGGGAGGCGUGACUGUGGUGAAGGGUCAUACCGUGGUGGGGGUGGACGUAGUGGACAGCUACAACCCCAACCUUGACCAGUGGACCAGGCUGACCCCCAUGUCCGUGCCUCGUAGUGAGGCUGGCUGCGCGACCCUGGACGGGAAGAUAUACGUUGUAGGUGGUUACGACUGGUGCGCCAACAAGAUCGUAGACCUGGUGGAAUGUUACGAUGUGGAAAAAGACGAGUGGAGCGCGGUGGCCUCAUAUCCCAACCGGGGGACUGGCAUAGCCUGCUGUUCCACCAUCCUCCUCAGGCUUCCCGAAGGCAGUGCCGAGUCCGACGGUACGUCCCUAACCAGCGUCACGGGCAGAGAAACCAGCGCCACGGGCACAGGAGUAACCAGCGCCACGGGCACAGUAACGGGACUGGAAAACACGGAAACGUCGUCCGAAAAGGACUCUCCGUCCAAGGCACGCGGGUCUCUGAGAAGCGCCGCCGUCUCAAGAAGUCGUCGAGAGCUGCAGGCCGAGGCGAGGGGGAAGCUGAAAAGACUCUCUUCAAAACACAAAGCGGAAGAAGAAGAAGAAGAAGCCGGAAACAGCACGGAAGAGGAGUGGGAGGUCAUGUCAGGGUCGCGUCCUGGGCAGGGGAAGUCAUUCUCGGCCCUCGUACAACCUUCCACAACGUACAGGAUAUGUGUAACUAGAAGAGCGGCCGUGCUGAGGACCAGGAGGGAGUUGGCGACGAUGGCGGCACAGCCGGCUCCUGGCGUGGUCUCGUCCGGCUCAGGUGCCGCUGUCGUGGGUACAUCGGGGGCGGCCGUGCCCUCACCUGUAGAAAUGCCUGUGGACAUUCCAUUCCUGUGGACAAAAUGCCUACGAAGUAUGUUUGACGACUACCGUACCAGGUGCAUCUGUCCCGUCGGGUGCGUCUGUGGCCACGUCGCCGACGUCCUCCUCCGCGUCCGUACCCUCCACAUCCUCGGCCGCCGGCGCCUCGGGGGACUGGGGCGCCUCGGGCGGGCUCUCACCUCCCUCCGCCGGGACAGGCGACUGUGCCACGGCGACGUGAACGGCUGCUAGGCACAGGGCCAGAAGUAGAACCAACCAACGCUGCAUGUUU
This is a messenger RNA of Branchiostoma belcheri (Belcher's lancelet), 2680 nucleotides long. Its product is annotated as kelch-like protein 26. The coding region runs from base 1 to 2640 and encodes 879 amino acids. Lineage: Eukaryota; Metazoa; Chordata; Leptocardii; Amphioxiformes; Branchiostomatidae. The transcript has 12 exons. The record is from RefSeq and is a predicted model, not a curated record. Gene Ontology annotation, molecular function: protein binding.